Messenger RNA from Misgurnus anguillicaudatus (oriental weatherfish), 1610 nucleotides. Its product is annotated as sushi, nidogen and EGF-like domain-containing protein 1. The record is from RefSeq and is a predicted model, not a curated record. Lineage: Eukaryota; Metazoa; Chordata; Actinopteri; Cypriniformes; Cobitidae. Gene Ontology annotation, biological process: cell-matrix adhesion.
AAUUUCACUUCCAGCAGUUGAAACAGUCGGUCGAAGAAGCUGUCGGAGCAUAAGGAGCCCGAAUAUUUUGUCUUUUACUUUGGCGGUGUCUAACAACAGAAGUCAUCAUGAAAAUUAUCCUGAUGUUAAUAUCAAUCCUGUCAAUGAAUAGUGUGACAACAGGCCAGACAGGGAUUUUCUAUCCAUUUGGCUCAGAUGCAGGAGACGUUAAUAAUAUUGGUAUUGAAGACGAAAACUCAACUUAUGUUGGCCUGUUGAGUCCAUUUGUUUUCUUUGGCCGCAUGUACAACCAGAUAUACAUCAAUAGUAAUGGGCAUCUUACAUUCAACCACCCUUCACCGGUGUUCGUUCCUAAUUCCCUGCCCAGUAAUGGAAGUGAAGAUGUCAUUGCAGCUCUCUGGACAGACAUUGACAUCAGUCAAAAUGGUAAUAUUUCAUAUCAAGAGUACACAACUGGAAGUGUCCUCACACAAGCUACUCAAGACAUUAACCAAUAUUUCCCUGAUCUGAGCUUUACCGCAACUUGCGUCUUUGUUGCAACAUGGGAUAAAGUGGCAUAUUAUUAUCACUCGGGCACGGAAACCUCCUUUCAAGUGGUUUUAAUUUCAGACGGCAAUUUGUCUUUUAUUAUGAUGAAUUAUGGUGACAUUGCUGUGACAGCAAAUAUAGUGCAGGCUGGUUAUGACACAAUAAACUCUACAAAUUAUUUUCUUAUUCCUGAGUCAAACAAUGGGAGCACCAUUUCAAAUCUUAAGUACUCCAGUAAUGUAAACGUUCCUGGUCGUUGGGUCUUUAGGGUGGAUGGUAAAGCAGAUCAAAACAUAGAAACUGUCAUUGGACUUCAGAUGAGAGUUAUCUCAUAUUCAGAUCUAGCAGAGAUUCAAAACGUUGCGUACGUUAUGGAAAAAAUAAAACAGGAGCUGGUUCAUCAAGGUCUUCCAAGCAGCGUGGAGCUGAAUUUAAGAAGAGUGGAAAAAAUGAAGCCUUAAUAUCAGUAUCAUACAACAGAAUUUUUUUUUCAUUUACACUUUACAAUAACAGUACCUGAAUAAUCAUGUACUAAUACUUAAAGUAAUUAUCACUUUGAUAUGAACUAAUAAUGAGCCAUGUGCUAACCAGGAACUAACCAUAACUAUGUCAUGAUGAGUCAUAUGAAUUCAUGCAUGAAUAACAGCAACCACUUCAUAUUAAUACAUGCUUAAAGUAUCAAGUCACACUUUUUUUGGUAACCCAAAUCAAACAUGCUCUAGAACAAAUAACUUGUAUGAACAAUGUUUAGGUUUCUAAUGCAAAAAUACAAAAUUGGCCCCUGCAGUUGUGUUUCAAGUGCACUGCAUUGGAGUUCAUGCAAUAUUUACAGUCAACCGCAUUAAAUGUCCCGUGAUGUAUUCAUGAUUAAAUCUCAUCUCAAUGCUGCAAUUAAAGGGACAGUUCACCCAAAAACGAAAUAUAGAUUUGUUUUGUUCUACUAAACACAAAUGAAGAUAUUUGUAAGAAAGCAGAAAACAGGUGCACCAUUGAUUUCAAUAGUAGGAAAAACAAACACUAUGGAAGUCAAUGGUUCACUGUAAAAAAAAUCUGUAGAAAUUACAGUGUUAUUGCAGCUGGGU